AUGGCAAAACAAACCAUUGUUCUUCCUCUUAUCGUUUUCUUCUUAGCGAUUGUCUAUGCCGCCCCAUUCGCCACCGCCGCCAGGGCCUACGGCCCUACCGACAGUGGUGAAUCCGAACCACCGAUUGACAAUUCAAGCAAUGAAUCUUUGGACUACUUGGAAAUCCCUGACACUAGAGGCAUAAUUGGCCCGCUAUCAGGUGGGCCUAGUCCUUACGCUGAUAUGUUGGGAUCACCGGUUCCUUAUGAAUUCUACUCACCACCAGAUCCUACCGAGCAUGACCCGGUACCCACUGCUUAUGAAGAUUACGCAUUUGUCCCGACUCCUGCUCCGGCUCCCGCUAUCGGUGCCGAUCAAUACUGA
Messenger RNA from Striga asiatica, 363 nucleotides. Lineage: Eukaryota; Viridiplantae; Streptophyta; Magnoliopsida; Lamiales; Orobanchaceae. The record is from the annotation of a GenBank genome assembly.